AUGGCCGACAUGGCUACACGGCGCACCGAGGGCCCUCAGUUGAGCUGUUGGAAAACUGCUCCAACCACGACACCGUAUACCCCACCUUUCUCCAUCACCCCUUGCGAGGACUGCCAGAAAACGGAAAUAUACAUUACUCACCUCAAAGCAGACAUCAGACGGCUUUCGGACGAACUACGGAAAAAAGAGUCUCUUCUUACUGACUUCAUUGACACUGCAGCCAUGCAGUCUAAAAUCAUCUCCACCAUGGAUUCAGCCAUGGCCGACACCACCCUCUGGGACCCUCCUUCAUUAUGCCACCGGCCCUCCUCAUGCUCAACCCCCAGCUCACAGGCCCCCUGGUCAGUGGUCGUGGGUAAUGGCAAAGGUAAAAGUGGAAGCCCCUGCGCUACCUCGCCUCCAUCUCUUCAGUUCACAAAUCGCUUUGCCACGCUGCCACCUGACGUCCCUGCUCACCCUGCUGAUGUCCCCAUGGCCGAUGCUGUUUCUGUUGUUGGCGCUCCUACUACUUCUCCUCAGACGGCUCCUCCGGUGGCAGCUGUGACGAUGGCUCUUCCAUCUGCAGCUGCUGUGUGGUCCAGGACUGGAGCCAGGCCCAAGGUUUCAGGCCCCAACUCUCCAGCAAAUCGGCCCACACACCUGCCGUACGGGACGGAUGUGGUCCGUGGUGAACAUCCGACCUCCCCGAUGGCCGCAUCUGAUCCUACUGCCCCCUCUGUGUUGAUCAGACAGCGUGGGAGAUCCUCCUCCUCCUCUUUCCCCCGUAGACUGCUCGUGGUGGUCUCCCCCGUCCCCAGCCACCAGGGUUGGACUACAGCCCUGUUUCAGGAGCCCCAGCGGCCGCAGCUGAGGUCCCAUCCUCCGCUGCUAUUGCUGCUCCUGCUGUUCCUGUCCCUUAUCUCACUCCCGUGA
Molecule: messenger RNA, 912 nt
Organism: Menidia menidia (Atlantic silverside)
Lineage: Eukaryota; Metazoa; Chordata; Actinopteri; Atheriniformes; Atherinopsidae
Source: the annotation of a GenBank genome assembly